Molecule: messenger RNA, 3223 nt
Organism: Brachypodium distachyon (stiff brome)
Lineage: Eukaryota; Viridiplantae; Streptophyta; Magnoliopsida; Poales; Poaceae
Product: phosphate transporter PHO1-2
Exons: 15
Coding region: 330-2759 (809 amino acids)
Biological process (GO): cellular response to phosphate starvation; phosphate ion transport
Cellular component (GO): plasma membrane; cytoplasm; Golgi apparatus
Molecular function (GO): inositol hexakisphosphate binding
Source: RefSeq, a predicted model, not a curated record
CAUAGAGAAACGAUCGAAGUGAAGAGCCGACUCGAUCGCAUAUCCUUUUCCCUCUCUCUCUCCGUCCCUAGCUAGCUCUCGAUCUAUAUAAGCACAAUUGCUUCUCCCAUCACUCCUGCCUGUCUGUCCUUGUCCCCCAGCCGCAGCCCGGGCCUCUCUCCUAGCUUAAGCUAGCACCGAUCCUCGGUCUCCCCACAUGUAAUUUAGCUACGCCGGGACAAGAAGCAACACAAACACGAAUUCGAUCCCGGGCGCCCAGCGAGCCGAGAGACUGUUAGCUAGCUAGCUAGCCAGUAUAUAGCUAGGAAGGGAGGCUCUCUCCUGCUGCCAUGGUGAAGUUCUCGCGGGAGUACGAGGCCAGCAUCAUCCCUGAGUGGAAGGCGGCCUUCGUCGACUACAAGGGCCUCAAGAAGCUCAUCAAGAAGAUCAAGAUCUCCCGCCGCGACGACGACUCGUCGACGUCGUCGGCGCUCAUCGCCUCCUCCGGCGCCGGUGACCGCGGCGAGAGCGAGAGCGAGAGCUUCAGCUUCUCCGUGCUCGACCCGGUGCGCGCCCUCGCCGCGCGCCUGGCGCCCAGAGUGCAAGCCCUGGGUCCGAAUAACUCGGUGCGUGAGGACGAGGAGGGCAGCGGCACCGAUUCAGGGGAGCUCGUCCGAUCAUGGGACAAGCACGAGAGGGAGUUUCUGGAGCGGGCGGACGAGGAGCUGGAGAAGGUGAACAGCUUCUACGGGGCGCAGGAGGCGGAGCUGCUGGCGCGCGGCGACGCGCUCCUGGAGCAGCUCCGGAUCCUGGCCGACGUCAAGCGCAUCCUGGCCGACCACGCCGCCAACCGGCGCCGCAACAGGGGCCUCGCCAGGACCCGCUCCAUGCCGACGCCGCCGCCGCUCUCGGCUUCUCCCAACGUCUCCAGCGGCCGCUACCUCCUCUCCCCGGGCCUCGCCUCGCCGCAGUCCAUGUCAGAUGGGAGCCUGGAGAUGCAGCAGGCGGAGACGGCGGAGGGGGCGGCGGUGGCGGACGAGGUGAUGGCGGCGCUGGAGCGCAACGGCGUCAGCUUCCUGGGGCUGCCGGGGAAGAAGGACGCCAAGAAGGCCGACGCCGGCGCCAAGUCUAGGGCGCUGCAGAUGCCUGCCACGGUCAGGAUCGACAUCCCGGCGUCCAACCCGGGCCGGACGGCGCUCAAGGUGUGGGAGGAGCUCGUCAACGUGCUCCGGAAAGAUGGCGCCGACCCCGCCGCCGCCUUCGUCCACCGCAAGAAGGUCCAGCACGCCGAGAAGAACAUUCGGGACGCCUUCAUGGCGCUCUACCGCGGCCUCGAGCUGCUCAAGAAGUUCAGCUCUCUCAAUGUAAAGGCAUUCACCAAGAUUUUGAAGAAAUUCGUCAAGGUAUCAGAGCAACAACGAGCAACGGACUUGUUUUCACAGAAGGUAAAGAGAUCGCCGUUCAGCAGCUCCGACAAGGUGCUUCAGCUCGCAGACGAGGUGGAGUCCCUUUUCACGAAGAAUUUCACGGGCAACGACAGGAUGGUGGCGAUGAAGUACCUCAAGCCGCAGCAGCUCAAGAACACGCACAUGAUCACCUUCCUCGUAGGGUUGUUCACAGGAACAUUUGUGAGUCUGUUCAUCAUAUAUGCUAUUUUGGCCCAUGUUUCUGGCAUUUUUGCUUCAGCUGGAAACACAGCCUACAUGGAAGUGGUUUUCCAUGUUUUCAGCAUGUUCGCACUCAUCAGCUUGCACUGCUUCCUGUAUGGAUGCAACCUCUUCAUGUGGAAGAGCACCAGGAUCAACCAGAACUUCAUAUUUGAUUUUGCACCGAACACUGCCCUAACACAUAGGGACGCCUUCCUCAUGUCCGCAUCUAUCAUGUGCACUGUGGUGGCCGCACUGGUCAUCAACCUGUUCCUCAGGAAUGCCGGUGCAUCCUACGCAAACGCUGUGCCUGGCGGGCUCCUAGUACUGUCAAUAGGAGUCCUGUUCUGUCCGUUUAAUGUGUUCUACCGCUCAACAAGGUACUGCUUCAUGCGCAUCUUGCGUAACAUCAUAUUCUCGCCAUUCUACAAGGUUCUGAUGGCUGAUUUUUUUAUGGCUGACCAGCUAACUAGCCAGGUUCCAUUAUUAAGGCACAUGGAGUUUGCAGCAUGCUACUUCAUGGCAGGAAGCUUUAAGGCUAACCCAUAUGAGACCUGUACAAAUGGCCAGCAAUACAAACACAUAGCCUAUGUGAUUUCUUUUCUCCCUUAUUACUGGAGAGCUAUGCAGUGUUUAAGAAGGUACCUGGAGGAACAUGACAUGAAUCAGCUCGCAAAUGCUGGAAAGUAUGUUUCGGCGAUGGUUGCAGCUGCUGUUAAGUUCAAGUACGCUGCAACGCCGACGCCUUUUUGGGUGUUGAUGGUAGUCAUUUCGUCCUCAGGUGCCACCUCUUACCAGCUCUACUGGGACUUUGUCAAGGACUGGGGCUUCUUCACCCCUAAAUCUAAGAACCUAUGGCUGCGAGAUGAGCUCAUCUUGAAGAAUAAAUCCAUCUACUAUCUUUCCAUGGUGCUCAAUCUACUACUUCGCCUGGCCUGGACUGAGAGCGUAAUGAAGUUCCGUGUUGGUAAGGUGGAGACUCGCCUGCUGGACUUUUCACUUGCCUCAUUAGAAAUAAUCCGGCGGGGGCAUUGGAACUUCUACAGGCUGGAGAAUGAACACUUGAACAAUGUUGGCAAGUUCAGAGCAGUAAAGACUGUCCCGUUACCAUUUCGUGAACUCGAAACUGAUUGAUAAGACGGAGAGAAGGGUAUGACGGCUCACAUUAUCAGGGGAAUUUAGGAUCAGAGUUCCAGGAAUGGGUCCCUGACCCUAGUAGUGCUUGCUGCUAGAUUUGGAACACAGGUGGUAAUAAAGUCUUCAGAGAGCAUAACUUCAGAAGACCAUGGUGUUACCGAUCUUAAGAUGGAAUAAGCUCAGACGGUGCACUGUAUCAAGUUCACCAGGGCACAGCUAACUGAGGCAUUAUGAUCAGGAAAGAGAGGAGAAGGAUCCUCAUUGCCGAUUGAAGAUCGAUGCCCAUUAAUCAACUAACAAGAUAUUAAUUUUGUUGAUGGUUAAUCUCUGUGUAUGUGUCUAGGGAUUGAUGCCAAGAAAAUAGUGCGCAUGCUUAUGAACAUGGCAGCAACUGAGUUUGAACAAUGUUUUGGUGAAUACAUGUAAAAAUCCAGUGUAGUGGAAAAAUACAUGGACAUAAA